This is a messenger RNA of Caenorhabditis remanei, 1758 nucleotides long. RefSeq lists its product as uncharacterized. Bases 1 to 1758 code for a protein of 585 amino acids. Gene Ontology annotation, cellular component: nuclear membrane. Gene Ontology annotation, biological process: nuclear migration along microtubule. Gene Ontology annotation, molecular function: actin filament binding; lamin binding. NCBI's taxonomy places the organism in Eukaryota, Metazoa, Nematoda, Chromadorea, Rhabditida, Rhabditidae. The record is from RefSeq and is a predicted model, not a curated record. The transcript is spliced from 7 exons.
AUGGAGGUGGCGGCGGCGGUCGGUGUCAUCGCUUCUGUACUUAUUCUUUACAAAGCGAUACGACCACGAUUCAAAGCAUCAGUUGAAUGUUGGUUCUGUCACACAACAACAAAAGUUGACUACAAGAAUCAAAACAGCUUCACCUGUCCAUCUUGUGAACAAUACAAUGGUUUCACAGAAGACGGUGACUACAAUAGGAAUAUUCCGGGUCAAACGUAUACAUCGCCGAAAAGAUUUUGUGAACCUCUGAAGCAACAACCAGAAAAGUCAAUUGGGUUUCUCAAUCGAUUCAGUGGAGUCAACAUGAGCCCAAAAUCCGCUAACGGCCUCUGUACGGAAUGUAAUUUGGGCCAGGAGGUUAUCAUGAAGAAGGUGGCUGAGUUCGAGCCUGAAGACGAAGAUCGAUGGAAUGAAGAGCUCGAGGAUUACCGUUAUAAACUGGAAAGAAGAUACCAAUUGUGUCCAAGAUGCACUAUUCAAGUUCAUGGAAAAUUGGAGGAAGAUAAGAAAAAGUAUUCAUAUCUUCUGGAAUUCAAAUACAAAUUGAAACACGCAAUUGGAUCCACACUGAAGGAAGUGAUGAGUAGUCAAAAGAAAUCACGUCGACAAUUCUUUGCCGGUGGAAGUGUUUGUGAAUCUUUGCAUUUCGGAUGUCUGAUUUCCUCAAUCAUUCUCUUCCUCGCUAACAUUGACUUUUUGCAACAAGAUGCCGGAGCUUCUCUCAUAAAUUUCCCGAAGUAUUUCCAAGAUCAGCUUCCUAUUGUCUUUGCACAUUCUUUCUUCAUCAACUUUGUUAUCUUUUCAACACAUCUCAUUGCUGCAUUCAACAACAAAUGCCGAGUCACUCUCCCCGACCUUCUUCUUCCCGUUCUUCUGAUAAUUGCCAUGCUAACUUAUCUUGCUCCAAACGAGAACCUUUCACAAGAUAUUGCUCUUAUCAGAGGUGCGUGUGCUUCUUUCUCUUCGAUUUUGUCAAUGGCCGUGACAUUGCUUCCCAGAAAGCGACUACAUAAGAAGAGACCGAACAAGAUCAUCUCCAGUGCUUUCUCAGUCGCCUCAACUCCAGUUUCUCAAUGUUCAUCUCAGAAUAGUCGAAAUGCGUCAUUGUUGGAACACGAGAAAACUAUUCUUGAAAGGUCUCGCGGAUCUCCUCACUCCUUUUCUGGAAGUCCUGACCGUCAGAACACGACGCCACCACUUCUUCGUGACAUCACCAAUGGUGCAAACUACUCGAUGAGAAGAAGGGACAACAAAGAGAAUAGUAUGGUGGAGUCAAUGGAUUGGGAUGACAGCAUAUCAACUGCGCAAUCAACACGUACCACUCAAAGUCUCUUCCGACCAGGACUUCUAUCGAGACAACAAGGUUCUGCUUUGACUCCACAGCAACUGGCACCUUCUGUCGCCAGUAUGAACCUAUUUGGAAGUUCAAGACAGUUUGAGUCUCCUACUCCAAGCAUCUUCUCGAGACAACACCGACAAAUAACUCAACAGCAGAAUCACACACCUACACCAGCCAGAUCGAUGGUCUUUGGAGCACCAAGAUCUAUGGUUGCGUCACAAAUGGAGAGAAACCAGUACAUGCCGCCAGAGACAAACACUCGACCUGGUUCAGUGUUCACAUCGGUCUCGCAACAAGACGGACACUCGGUGGUCAGCGGCGCGUGGCAGUGUCGCGUCAUCGGAAUACUAUUCGCCCUCGUUUUUAUCGUACUCAUCAUGCAGAUCGGACUGUUCUACGUUCUUUUCACCCGAAACUAG